UUGUUAAAAAAAAGUUCUCUCUCUCAGAUCCCAUCGUAAAGGAAGAAGCUUUUGGUUCUUCCUGGUCUCCCUCAGGCUUCGUCUUCGAUUUUGAAGGUACAAUUAGGUUAGUAUGAAAAAAAAUUCUAGAGAUUUGAUAAGUAGUUUGCCAGAUGAGCUUCUUGGCAAAAUCCUGUCUUUGGUUCCGACAAAAGAGGCUGCUUCUACAUCGAUCCUGUCGAAGAGGUGGAAGAACCUGCUGUGUCUUGUAGACAGCCUUUGUUUUGAUGAUUCGAUGGUUAUGUAUCCCAGGGAGGAAGGAGCAUCAUGUGGUUCACAUCGCUUCUUAGAUUUCGUGGACAAGACUUUUGCUCUGUUAAACAAUUCUCCUGCUGUCAUCAUCAAGAAAUUAUCUCUGUCUCGCGGACAUGUAUAUGGCAGUCGCUGUCACGCUCAGGCAGCGUGUAAGCAAGAUCAUGUGAAACUUUGUUUGAACCGUUGGAUUUGGACUGCUAUGGAGCGCGGUUUAUUGGAACUACACUUGCACGCUGAAGCUUAUUCUGGUGUUGAUAUAAUGGAAGACUUGUUUACGUGCAAGACAUUGGUUAAGCUCACACUAUCCGGUGACUAUAAUAUUGAAUUCCUCCCGCGUGUUUUGCUUCCAGCGCUCAAAUCACUUUCUAUCUUAUCAGUUCCAGGCAUUGAUUAUUCAGACUAUUGUCGGCUCAUAGAUGGCUGCCCUGUGCUGGAAGACUUGUUCAUAAGUGAUGCUGAUCCUUUGAAUCCGUCAUCUUCUGGUGCGCACGUGGCAAGCGAAUCUAUCAAGCGGCUUGUGGUUUUUGUCAAUCUUCCAAAAUUUGAUCACCCCGAAGUAACUUAUUUGAGAGCACCUAAUCUUGUGCAUCUCGACUAUUCUUGUUAUGUAUCCGAGAAUCAUUGGUUUGUUGUGGAGUCGCUUGUCCAAGUCAGGCUGGAUCUCAGGUUAUGGGACUCAACUUAUGAUUAUGAUUACGAUGAUGAUGAUGAUGAGGCUGCUGCUGCUGCUGCUGCUGAUGAUGAUGAUGAUGAUGAGGAUUCCUUUCAUAAGGAACCAAAGCCAGCUAUAGUUGGUGAUGUUUCACACCUAGUUGCGGGUAUACGCAAUAUUACAACCCUUCACUUGUCUCCUGAUUCCCUUGAGGCUUUUCAUUUCUGCUGUGAAUCCAUGCCCAUGUUCAACAACCUCCUUAAUUUAUCGAUAGAGAGUGACAAGGAAAAAGGUUGGCAAGUUAUGCCACUUCUGCUCAAUAGUUGUCCAAAUCUACUCACUUUAGCCAUCAAGGGUCUUGUGCACAGAAUAACAAAUAGAUGCGGAGAUGUGUGUGCUUGCAUCCCUAAGAAGCCGAAGAAGAUUUUGGAGGAGGAGAAGACAAUAAGCUGUUUAUGGACAUGUCAAGUGAAGGUGCUAGAGAUUUCAGAGUAUGGAGGUUCUUUCCAGGAGCUGAAACAGAUGAUGCAUUUCUUAGGUAAGUUGGAAUGUCUUGAAUCUGUUAAAGUUGGUGUUAACUCGGACAUAGACAACCAGAUUGAGUUCUUGCGAGCUAAUCUACUGACUCUCCCCAAAGCUUCAUCAAAGUGUGACAUCCGUUUCAUCUGAGCUUUUUCUUUCUCUGCUAGAUGCCAAUAUUUUAAACCAACUUAACUCGUGUAUGGUUAUUAUUAUCAAUUAAAUAUCAUUCAAGUUGGUUACAAUUUGUUUCA
Raphanus sativus (radish) is the source of this 1719-nucleotide messenger RNA. Its product is annotated as F-box/LRR-repeat protein At1g48400. Gene Ontology annotation, molecular function: protein binding. Lineage: Eukaryota; Viridiplantae; Streptophyta; Magnoliopsida; Brassicales; Brassicaceae. The record is from RefSeq and is a predicted model, not a curated record.